AUGUUUCGCAGCGGUGCCUUGGAGAAGCUGCUCUCCUUGGAGGCGGCGCAAUCCAAGCAGUUGGCCAACGAGGAGCUCGCCAACCAGAACGGGGUGGUCCUCGGCUUCCGUGUGAAGGGCAGGGUGACGAAGCUGUGGAACUUGCCCAAGGAUACCAAGGCGAUGGAGGACAUCAACCUGGACUGGUUGAACAUGGUGCUGAGCUCAGCUUUGUCCUGCACGUGUCCCCCAAUGAGUCCGUGCCGCCAGUGCCCAAGGACCCAGAACCGCUUUGAGAACGUCCUCGACCAGCAGUAA
This is a messenger RNA of Symbiodinium sp. CCMP2456, 297 nucleotides long. NCBI's taxonomy places the organism in Eukaryota, Dinophyceae, Suessiales, Symbiodiniaceae. The record is from the annotation of a GenBank genome assembly.